AUGGAUUGUGAUAUUUCUGGUUAUCACGUCGAAUCAUAUAAUUUUUUGGCCGAUGAAGGAUUUCAAGCAAUUGCUGAAGACAUUCCCCCUGUCAAAUUAAAAUUACCAAAUGGGGAUGCUGUUGAAUUUUGGUAUACAAAUGCUCGGUUAGGCAAGCCUCAUUUGGAUAAUUCAAAAAUGGGUGGUGAUAUAGGCAAUUGCCCUAUUUAUCCAGCAGAAUGUAGACAAAGAAGAUUAACUUAUCGAGCACCUCUCAACGUUUGUAUUGAUUUACAGUUAAAUGGAAGAAAGAUUGAUACAGUUGAUUUACUUUUGGCAGAAAUACCUGUAAUGCUUUGUUCUAAUAGAUGUAAUUUAUAUGGAUUAAAAAGAAAAGAAUUAAUUGCUAAAGGGGAGGAAGCUUUGGAAAGAGGAGGUUAUUUUAUUGUAAAUGGUUCAGAAAAGAUAAUGCGCCUUCUUAUUGCAAAUAAACGUAAUUAUCCCUUAGCGGUUAAAAGGAAAACUUUCAGAGAAAAAGGAAAACUUUAUUCUGAAUUUGCUGUAAUGAUGAGAUGUUUUAGAGGAAAUCAUUAUUGUUCAUUAAUUACUCUACAUUAUCUUGAAAGUCUUUCAAUGACACUUCUUAUUCAAUAUCGCCGUGAAAUUUUCUAUGUUCCUUUAAUUUAUGUAAUUAAAUGUUUGGUCGAUUGGAAUGACGCACAAAUUUAUAGUCAAUUAAUUGCUGGAAGACCUAAUGAUCAAUUUUGGGCUAAAUGUGUUCGAAAUAUGUUAACUGUUGCACAGGCUUGCCAAUUUUUAUUAACUCAUUGUUUGGCUGUUCACCUAAAAACUGAUGAACAAAAAUUUUAUUGUUUGGCUAUGAUGGCACAAAAAUUAGUCGCUUUGGUUAAAAAUGAAAUUCAGCCAGAAUCUCUUGAUAACCCACAAUUUCAGGAAGCUUCAGUUUCUGGACAUAUUUUGGCUUUAAUUUCUAGAGAAAGAAUGGAAAAUAUUUUGUUAAUCGUUAGGAAAAAAUUAGAAAUUGUUGCAAAGAAAAGGCCUGAUACUUUUAAUUUUACAAGCAAGGAAUUUAUAAAAGCAUUUUCUUCACAUAAAAACAAUGAACUUUCUCGUGGUUUAGAAUAUUUUCUAGCCACUGGAAAUUUAAUUACAAGAACGGGUGUUGGAUUGAUGCAGUUAACUGGUUUUGCUGUUAUUGCUGAAAGAAUUAAUCAAUUAAGAUUUGUUUCGCAUUUUCGUGCAAUUCAUCGUGGUGCAUUUUUUAUGGAAAUGCGUACAACAGAUGUUAGAAAAUUGAGACCUGAAGCUUGGGGAUUUAUUUGUCCAGUCCAUACACCUGACGGUGCUCCCUGUGGCCUUUUAAAUCAUGUUACUGCAUCAACUAAUAUUGUUACUCAUUUUACUCAAAGUCCUAGAAAAUUACAAGAAACACUUUCGUCUUUGGGUAUUAUUCCGCACAGUUCUUUGGCAAUACUUCCGGAUGAACCUCUUUAUCCUGUUGUUGUUGAUGGAAAUUUUGUUGGUUAUUUAUCGUGUAGAAAAGCGGCAUUUGUUGAAAGACAACUCAGAGCAAUUAAAGUUAGCGAAUUCGAUGACAGAAUAACAAAAUUUGCUGAAAUAACUUUAAUUAGAAAUUCCCCUGAUCCUGAAAAUAUCCAAACUCAAUAUCCUGGUUUAUAUAUCUACACACUUCCUGGCCGGCUUUACCGUCCAGUUAAGAAUUUAUUAUUGAAUGGACAAACAGAAUAUAUCGGUAUGUUUGAACAAGUUUAUUUAUCAAUCGUUAUUGAUCCUGAUGAAGCAGAACCUGGUGUAACUAUGCAUCAAGAAUUGCAUCCAUCUGCACUUUUCUCCUUUGCGGGGAAUUUAAUUCCAUUUCCUGAUCACAACCAAUCGCCAAGAAAUGUUUAUCAAUGCCAAAUGGGAAAACAAACAAUGGGGGUCCCAGUUCAUGCUUGGAGGCACCGCGCUGAUGGCAAAAUGUAUUUACUUCAAACUCCACAAAAACCUUUACUUAAAUUAGAGGCUCAUGACAAAUAUGAAAUGGAUGAGUAUCCUUUGGGAACAAAUGCUUGUGUUGCCGUAAUUUCUUAUACUGGUUAUGAUAUGGAAGAUGCAAUGGUAAUAAAUAAAGGAUCAUACCAAAGAGGAUUUGCCCACGGAACUGUAAUUAAAGUUGAAAGAAUAAAUUUAGCAGAGCAUUCAAAUGCACGUUUUGGGAGAAAAUCUGAUUGUGAAGUUGUAUUUUGUGGUGAACCAAAUGAUGUUAGACCUGCCAGUUUGGAUGCUGAUGGACUUCCCAUUCAAGGGCGUUGUUAUCAAUAUGGAGAUUUUUAUUAUUGGUUUUUAGUUAAAUUUUUGGAAAAAAAAUAUUUUUUCAUUUUAGUACUUUUAAUUUGA
Messenger RNA from Meloidogyne enterolobii, 2400 nucleotides. NCBI's taxonomy places the organism in Eukaryota, Metazoa, Nematoda, Chromadorea, Rhabditida, Meloidogynidae. The record is from the annotation of a GenBank genome assembly.